Solea solea (common sole) is the source of this 1824-nucleotide messenger RNA. RefSeq names its product tripartite motif-containing protein 16-like protein. The coding region runs from base 56 to 1705 and encodes 549 amino acids. Gene Ontology annotation, molecular function: protein binding. The record is from RefSeq and is a predicted model, not a curated record. Lineage: Eukaryota; Metazoa; Chordata; Actinopteri; Pleuronectiformes; Soleidae. The transcript has 7 exons.
CAGAGGAAGUUUCAGCAAAAGUGAUUCUAACUAGUGAAGAUCCCCACGGACACCCAUGUCUGAGGACCUUCUUCUCCCCGUGAGUAUGAACCACACCCUCCGCUGCACCGUUUGCUCUCGUGUCCUCAACACUGCCGUCACCAUCGCGUGCGGACACUCCUUCUGCUCGGAAUGCAUCCUGAAACUCUGGGAGCGAGGCCGAAGGAACGAGUGUCCCUGCAGCUGUCCCGAGUGCAGCUACACGUUCCCCUCACGACCGCAGCUCAUCACCGACACCACGCUGGCUGAGCAGGUGAGGGACUGGGGGUCUGCUGGUGACGGGAAACGGCAGCGGCAGCGGCAGCAGCAUGAGUCCCGAGGAAAGUCUCCGCAGAAGCAGCCGGAGUCCGGAAGAAAGUCUCCGCAGAAGCAGCCGGAGUCCGGAAGAAAGUCUCCGCAGAAGAGAGCCUUCAGAGACGCGGCAUCAGGAGACGCUCGGUGCCACAUCGGCUGUGUGGGAGAGGAGCGGAGGAGGAAGGAGGAGGAGCUGAGGAACAUACAGGAGACAAACAAAGAGAUUCUCCAGAAACAAAAACGGAAGUGUGGGAACCUGAAGAAUGUCCUCACACAGAUUGAGGAGGAGGCGGGACAAGUGGCAGACUACUGCGAGGGCGUGCUAGUCGGUGUCAUGGCCUCCAUCCAGAAACAUUACCUGUCAGUGCGGGAGCUGAUUGGAGUUCAGGAGAAGGCAGUGGCAGAUCAGGUGUCCAACUCUGUUCAGACGCUGGAGGAGAAGAUCAAGGAGAUGGAGAAGCGGGAUGCUGAGCUGGAGAGGCUGGCUCUGAGUGACAGCGACACUCAUUUCCUUCAGGAAUGGCCGGAACUGCAGCGUCUAUGUGAAGUGGACCGGGUCCAGGUCCGGUCCGAGCUGUCGGAGGAUCCGCUCCUCCCCUUUGAGUUCACAAAAAGAGCUGUACAAGAGGUCGGGGUGAGGCUGGAGGAAUUUUGUAAAAAAGAAUUUGCUUCAGUGACCGAAAGUGGAGACAGUGAAGUGGAACAGGAGUUAACGGGAGACACAGAGGAGGACGUCACGGUGCAACGUUGUGGCAGCAGUGACUCACCCCGUGGCAUGACUUCCUCUCUGGUGCCUACAACCAGAGCAGAGUUUCUGCAAUAUGCAUGUGAUCUCACCUUUGACCCCACCACAGCUCACGAGGACCUGGUUGUGUCUGUGGGAGACAAAGAGGUGAAAUGGAGGUCUACAGAUUCAAGGAAAUCUCUUCCAACUUUCCGUCACCCGCAGAGGUUUACCUGCCGGCGGCAGUUGCUGUGCAGAGAAGCUCUGCAGGCCGAGCACUGCUACUAUGAGAUAGAGGUGGAAGGAAACAAGGUUGAGAUUGCCCUCGCGUACAAAGGAAUGUACAGAAAGUCCAAUACUCCACGGUCAGCUUUUGGCGCCAACAAGCACUCCUGGAGUCUGGAUCGAUCCUCAAGCUAUUCAGUGAGUCACAACAGAAACAGUGUUGAGCUCACAAAGUGCCCCCAACAUCAGAGGAUCGGGGUUUACCUGAAGUUCAAAGAAGGAACUGUGUCUUUCUACGAGGUGUCAGACAGUAUGAUCUAUCUUUACAAGACUGAGGCUAAUUUCACAGAACCGUUGUAUCCAGGCUUCUGGCUCGACGAUAAAUGUUGCAUUAGGAUCUGUGAUUUGAGUCAGGACAUAUAGAUGCUAAGUGUUCUGGUAACACUUUAUGUUACACUUCUGUCAUAAUUAUGGCAAUACCGGCUUAUUUACCUACCUACCUACCUGACUAACUGACUACCUACCUACCUAUCUACCUGACU